GUCGGUCCCUUUCUCGUAGUGAAGCUGCUAGUUCUGAAACAGGACAGGCAGUGUAGUGAAAGGCUCCCCACAGCCUAAACGGAAAAAAAUACGACAAUUUCGGCGUUAAUCAGAAACAUAGAAUCAGUGUCACCCGGCUUACAGCUUGAACAAUGAACGCCCAAGCAGGACCCCAGGCCGCUCCGGCUCCGGCUACCACUGUGAUUGUAGUCAAUCAGAAUCCGCGCCAGGCAGCUCCUCAUAUGCUGAGGGGGACGAGGUUAUAUGGCAUGGACGUCCGGGCUGGCUGCAUGGCGGUGGCCCUUACAUUUGGGAUCUUUUUUACGAUUAUAGGAUUUAGCUUGAUUCAGGUCCCGAUAAUUACGAAGAAUUAUGUAUCUAUUCUGGCCUUAGUUCCCUGCUGGUUUCUUGGAGGCUUUCUGAUCUACUUUCACGUGAAGGCGAGGAGGAAGGCAUUACGAGAAUUCAAUGAGCUUCCAGUUGAUCACCCUGAUCGCCAGAAGUACAGCGGUCUCGCCUUGCCCGCCAAUAUAGCUGCGGCAUACCCAGGAGCCAACGUCUACCAAUUCCCCACCAACGCACAGGGGGUAAAUGAUGGCAGCGGACAGCCAGCAGCAAUGGCGUCAGGACAGGCGUUGGCAUCGGGCUAUAACCCGUCUCCGCAGAGUCAGUAUCCACCUCCGCAAGGACAGUACCCACCACAGGGGCAGUAUCCACCUCCACAAGGCUAUUAUCCACAUCCGCAAGGCUAUUAUCCAAUUCCCCAAGGUCCCUCCGCUCCUCUACAAGAGCCUUCCUGCAAAACCAAGGAUGAUCCGCCGCCAUAUUCUGAAAUCUAAAAGACUUGUAUUCUCUUUGAAAUACCUCAUUAGUUCUCAUUUAAAUAUUCUGUUCUAUAGUACGAUGUUUUCACGAUUAGUCAGCUUAGAUUAGCAGUUUUGUAUAUGUUCUAUGAUGUGGGGCCGCCGUUGUACAGUGGUAACGCGCGCGGCUAUGGGCCGGAGGGUCCGCAAGCGCACAGGUUCGAUUCCCGGCCAUGGUCCGAGGUUAGGAAGGGCAUCUACUCGGGGCAACGGUCUCCCCCUGCCAAUACUUGCCUGCCCUUCACGGGGCAGGCCCGUCCUAGCCCUUGUCCAAAAAGGGAGUUUCGUGACGCUAAACCAAAAUAAAAGUAUAUGUUCUAUGAUGUAUAUAACGUUUUCUAAUCUUCAUGAAUGAAAAUGUUAUCAAAAAUACAUAACGUGUUCAUAAUGAUAAGUUUACAGUAACCUGUACUGUAACAAGUAACUAUGGUGCAAUUAGAGUAAAGAAAACGAAUAUGUAUAAAUAUAUACAUAUAUACAUAAAUAUGCAUAUAUAUAGGGGAUAGAUGAAAAUCAUUUGAAAUUAAUGUUUAGUUAUCUUACAUUAGUGUAUUAUUUCAUGCACUUCUGACAUCAGGGGAAAAAAUAUAUAUGAGUAUAUAUAUAGAUAUCUAUAUAUAUAUGUGUGCGUGUGUGCAUGUGUAUAUGAUUAUGUAU
Penaeus indicus is the source of this 1520-nucleotide messenger RNA. RefSeq lists its product as uncharacterized. The coding region runs from base 153 to 839 and encodes 228 amino acids. The record is from RefSeq and is a predicted model, not a curated record. Lineage: Eukaryota; Metazoa; Arthropoda; Malacostraca; Decapoda; Penaeidae. The transcript has 4 exons.